Messenger RNA from Alternaria conjuncta, 1344 nucleotides. RefSeq lists its product as uncharacterized. The transcript has a single exon. Bases 1 to 1344 code for a protein of 447 amino acids. The record is from RefSeq and is a predicted model, not a curated record. NCBI's taxonomy places the organism in Eukaryota, Fungi, Ascomycota, Dothideomycetes, Pleosporales, Pleosporaceae. Gene Ontology annotation, molecular function: FAD binding.
AUGGCGACCUCACAACCCCACCCCCUAAACAUCCUCAUCACCGGCGCCGGCGUCUGCGGCCCCCUCCUCGCCCUCAUCCUCCAACGCAGCAACCCCACCCACACCAUCACAAUCCUAGAACGCUACCCCUCCCUCCGCACAGGCGGCCAGCAAAUCGACCUAAAAGCGCACGGCAUCCCCAUCAUGCAGAAACUUGGUCUCCUCGAAACACUCCGGCCCUACUGUGUCCAUGAAAGCGGUCUAGAAUUCAUUAAUGGAAACGGCAAGAGCUUGAUGCAGUUUGGUGUGACGGCUGCGGGGGAGAAUCCGGGAAGGACGCUGACGAACGAGUUUGAGUUUAUGAGGGGGGAUUUUGUGAGGUUGGUUUAUGAUAUCAGUCUCCAGGAGCGCGAGAUAUUGGAUGAACAAGGGUAUGGUGGGAGUUUGAAGUAUGUCUUCGAUACGACCAUCACUGCAUUCUCACCAAAUCCAUCGACAAAGACAACAACAGUGACUUUCUCCACGGGCUCGACAUCGACAUUCGACCUCGUCAUCGCCGCAGAUGGCCAAUCGUCACGGACCCGCCGCCUCGCCUUCGGUCAAGAAACCAGUGACGCGUCUUUCAAAUCCCUAAACAUACACGCCGCGUACUACAACGUCCCGCGCCUGCCCACGGAAAACAGUCUCGCGCGUAUCUACUUCGGUCCGCAGAACCGCAUGGUCAUGACACGCACGGGCGACCGUCCCGUCACACAAGUCUACCUCUUCCUCUUGAACAACCGUGAGGAGCGGGCGAGUCGCAUGAGGGGUACGUAUAAGAAGCCAUUGGAUGAGCAGAAGGCUGUUUGGACCGAGGAAUAUGGUGAUGCGGGAUGGGAGUGUCCGCGGUUUCUGAAGGGGUUGGAAGGGGCAAAGGAUUUCUACGCUACAGAGAUUGGGCAGGUUAAGAUGCCAGCUGGGCAAUUGUAUAAAGACCGGGUUGUCUUACUCGGAGACGCGGGGUAUUGUCCCUCUGCUUUUACGGGCAUGGGGACAACACUAUCACUUAUCGGCGCGUAUGUCCUCGCUGGUGAAUUAGCGAAGUGCGGCAGUGAUGUCGACGCAGCGCUGGACGCGUAUCAAGAGGUGAUGAAGCAGCCGGUUGAGGAGUGUCAGGAGCUGGGGCCAUUGGUGAAGGAAUGGAGGUUCUUUCCGGAGUCGGCAUGGGGAGUUUGGGCCGUGGGCUGGGUGCUUUGGUCGAUCUCGACAGCGAGGGUGGACAAGGUGUUGGGGUGGCUUGCGGGGUGGCUGCCGGAGGGGAAGGAGAAGAGGUGGGAGUUGCCGGAGUAUGAGCACCUGAACUUGAGGGCGCCGAAGAUGGAGUGA